GGAAGCUCCGCCCCUCCGGUUUCUUCCAUCCUCGUUUAUUUCCGGUCACUUUCACUUCAUCGCAGUCGGUGUUUUCACGAACUCAGAAACUUCGUAAAACUUUUAUUUUUCUGGUGUUAUCAACCGUAAACAUGGCGCAGAUAAACAGCUGCCUUAAACGCAUCUUCAUCGGUUUUAACCUCCUCUUUGCGAUCAUCGGCGUGAUCCUGAUCUCCCUCGCCAUGCUGUCCCAAAUCGUCACCAGCGACGAACAAGGACCGGUUGUGGAGAACCGAACCACCGGACUGGUGGUCCUGUACGUGGUCGGGGCUGGGACCGUGCUGAUCGCCCUGCUGGGGGCCUCCGGAGCGUACAGGGAGCACAAAGUGUCUCUGAUUGUGUUCCUGGUUCUGAUGAUCAUCGCGGCUCUGCUGAUGAUCCGAGCCGGGGUCCCGUCAGCCAUCCUUCGCCCGCAGCUGGAGGAGAUUCUGGAGGACCGGUUCCGCAGCCUCCUGCCUCUGAACGAGGCGCCGCCUGAUGUCAAGAGCCUGGCUGAUAAACUGCAGCUGCAGCUGCACUGCUGCGGCUUGUUCAGCUCCGACGACUGGAGAAACCAGUUCCCCGACUCGUGCUUGUGCCCGCCGAUGGAGGAGGAGGAAUACGAGUGCAAGAGGGUCUUGUACGAGCAAUUUCAGUUCUUUAGUCAAGUGGAGUCGAGGUCCAUCUACAGUCGGCCCUGCUUCCCCAUCAUCAUGUACUACAGCCUGCUGGGCGCCAACAUCGUCAUCGGAUUCUUCUUCACUCUGGCGUCUCUGGCCGUUCUCGGGAUGAUUCUGUCCUCCAUCAUGAUCCACCAGCUGCGUCACCCCGAGAGAACCACCGUCCUGUUCACCGUCCCCACCAUCUUCACCCCCAACCUCCCCAAGUACCAGGAGCUGCACAACACUCCCCCGAAGUACGAGGAGCUGCAGAGCCCCCCUCCUGCGUACUGAAGGAGCUGUGCCGACUUCCUGUCGUACAGGAAGUGGUGCUCGUUGUGUUUUUGAAUGUUUGGUUUGAGGACUGCUUCCAAAAGUGCCUUCUGAGAACUGCAGGGUUUUAUUUUCUGCUGCCGCUAAAACUUUAGAUUUAAAGACGUUUAAAAGUAUUUUUGUACAAAGCACCUUAAAGUCAUCUGAUCCUUGUGUCUCCAUCUUUCUUGGAACACAAUUCAGAUUUUCAGCAGGGCAAAAACCAGAGUCCAAAUAAUUUAAAGAUUAUUUUAGGUUCCUGAAAAGGAUUAAAUCUGAAUUCUGUUCAGAUUAUAUUAGAUAAUUUUGGCUCUUUUUUUAAAAACCUAUUUCAGUAAAAGUUCAUCUCUGAAGUCGUUGCUCAUACGUUUGAGGAUUUGGAAUAAAGUUUGGGAUAUUUGCACAUUUUAAUUCAAAAUUCAACUGGAAUAAGAAUCACACAAAGAUAAUUUUAGUAAUAAACAAAUAGUUGUACCUUUGAUGUGUUUUAUCUUUAAAUAAAACUCUGCAGACUUUAA
Molecule: messenger RNA, 1507 nt
Organism: Nematolebias whitei (Rio pearlfish)
Lineage: Eukaryota; Metazoa; Chordata; Actinopteri; Cyprinodontiformes; Rivulidae
Product: tetraspanin-6
Exons: 9
Coding region: 132-971 (279 amino acids)
Cellular component (GO): membrane
Source: RefSeq, a predicted model, not a curated record